UUGAAAAUUAAAUGUACGUUAGGAGCUGUCGGAGCUGUUGUCAUUUUGCGAGGGAAUCGGCAAGCAAAAUUUAAUAUUCGAAGCGUAACAGCGUCAUCAUAUCGACGGACAGUUGGAACUGAGGUGCGUUUGAAAUUAGCAACAAUUCGAGGCGUGUUAAGAUGUCGUAAAUAGCGUACCAGCAGAAAACUGAGGUUUUAAUCGGGUCCCUCAGCUGUAAAGCCGCGUUGCUAAACCGCCGUGAGAAGCGAUAGCAAAGGUGAAAAUGCCGCGAACAAAGCAUGUCCGUAAAACAAAAUCGAUCGAGGCAGGCGAGGACGGCGGUCUGCUACUCAAGGAUUUCGAGAAGCAAGUGCAGCUACGACUGCACAAAAUGCAAGUAGAAUUCGAGGGGCGAUUAAACAGAAUCGACACGCACUACCGCAUGGCAUCUUCCCGUCUACCCCAAUCCUUGGCGAAACUGACGCUCCGCGAUAUCAUCCGAAUAACGUCCGCCGAAGACGGUGCGACCGAAGAAUGCGAGGUGAGUUCCUCGAUCGACGUCGACGAGACGAUGUCGCCCACCCCGAGAACCGUCAGGCCGAAGAGGGCCUCGAAGCGCACGACGACUGCCUCCGACGACGGGUACGCGACGGAGGUUGGAACGACGACGAGCACGAGGACUCAAAAUUCUCUGGCUGUCCCGGCGACCUCGACAAAGACGCGUAAAAUGAGGACGCGGAGUUCGUCUGCGAGCAGGAAAACAAAACUCAGCGAGAUCAACACCGCGCCCAAAACCUCCAGGAAAGAGGAACGGGGAGCUUCGUCGGCUAUUAAAAACAAGUUCAAGACUCCAGCGCCAAUGCUCAAGCCGCAUGGAAACGAGUAUGCCCUCGUCACACCCAAAGUCAAGCCCAACACACCGUUGAGCGUGAUGAGACGACCUCGUCAGGGAGAAAUGGCCCUCAGUAUGCAGGGCAGUCCGCUGCUAGUGACGUCUGUUGUCAAUGAGAAUGUCGCCAACGUCAACGUGCCCUUGGAAAAUGGAAGGGUCCUUUCUCUGCUGCCCAACGAUGGACUCCGGCUAUCGUAUUUACCGGAAUUCGACGCAGAGACGAGACGUCAGUUAGUUACCCUAAAACAGCACUUAGAUAAGGUCAUCGGGUCCUAGUAUGUCACGUUCUGUACUCUUUUUUCUCAUUGUAUUCGUAAUUAGAUUGAAUCAUAUUUUUUAUACAUAUUUAGCAUAAUUUUUAAACACGUGUCCAUCUCAUCGGAUUUAACGUGACUAACUACAUUUUAAUGAUACGUGGAAAAGAUACGGAUAGACUUGUUGAUGUUUGAGUAUCUACUUUAUUCACUUGGAUUAUCGACAUAUUAGACUGCCUGCUUCCCUAUCUCAUGUGUAUAUUGAUACUUAUUCUCUAAUUGAUUUCCCAAAUCACAAAAUGUCCAGUUUUGUUAUAGCUCUAUCCAAUUCUUUUCCGUACUUAUCAAGGAUUGGCGCUGAAACACUCGUGUGUCGAAAGUUUAUAUAUAGAUAUAUCAUUUCAAACAGUAUUCAUUCUUACAUUACAAAUAAUAUAAUCCCCACCCUUCAUCGUUAUAAUUGUACUAGAAAAAAAAAAAAAUUGCUUGUAGUAGCAAUUUGUAAACAUAUUCAAGUUACAAAAUUUGAUUGUGAGUCUACGAACAUCUGUAUCUAAAGAAUGUGAAUAGCAAAUAUUUCAGUAAAAUUUGCAUGAUUUUUGUUUCACAAUAUCUUACUGUAGUAAAAUGUAAAAAAUAUUGGAACGUUGAUCAAUCUUAUGACCAACAUGCUCUAAAACUACGCCACACUUUGUCUCAUUCUAGAGCUUUCUAUGAAGAGGCAAAAGCUCUUGAGAAUGUGAGUGAAAGAGGCUGAUCGAGGACAUUUCUUUGUUUGCACUUAAUAUAAAUACAUAGCUUAUAAAUGCAUUACUAAUAAGUUAGACAUAGUAAGUUGUGCCUUUCGAAUAUGACUGAUGCAAAGAGUGCCUUAUGUGGUUGGUGAGCACUAAUAAAUUAGAUUAUGAAUUCCUAAAACACUGUAUAACAUUUGCACCUUCCUAUUUGGAUGUGAUUAAUUUUAUUAUACUCUAUUCAGUUUAUAUAUUCAUACUUUUAUUAUAAUUGGCAUUUAGAACUCCUAGGUAAAGUUAA
Molecule: messenger RNA, 2163 nt
Organism: Diprion similis
Lineage: Eukaryota; Metazoa; Arthropoda; Insecta; Hymenoptera; Diprionidae
Gene: borr
Product: borealin
Exons: 1
Coding region: 266-1150 (294 amino acids)
Biological process (GO): mitotic sister chromatid segregation
Cellular component (GO): chromosome passenger complex; spindle midzone; chromosome, centromeric region
Source: RefSeq, a predicted model, not a curated record